This is a messenger RNA of Phlebotomus papatasi, 1183 nucleotides long. RefSeq names its product mediator of RNA polymerase II transcription subunit 30 (gene MED30). Lineage: Eukaryota; Metazoa; Arthropoda; Insecta; Diptera; Psychodidae. Gene Ontology annotation, molecular function: transcription coregulator activity. The record is from RefSeq and is a predicted model, not a curated record. Gene Ontology annotation, biological process: positive regulation of DNA-templated transcription. The coding region runs from base 123 to 1025 and encodes 300 amino acids. The transcript has a single exon. Gene Ontology annotation, cellular component: mediator complex.
CCCUGGCUCUAGUGUCAAUUGAAUGUUUUGAUGUGAAGUUCGUGAGAAGAAUUUUCUGUGGUUUUUUUGGUGUUUUUCUGGAAUUUAAAUCACCUCAAGUUGUAGAAGAGUAGAGUGUAAUCAUGUCAAACCAAUAUCCGGGUGGAUUUGGUAACCAGAAUCGUGGGAAUUUUGGCAAUCAAAUGGUACCGAUGAGUAUGGCCGGCGGCGUGACCCAAGGUGGCGGCGCCAAUGGAACCAGCAAUCAGAUGGGCAACAUGAUGAACUACAAUCAGGGAAUGAUGCACAGUCCGCAGCAGCAGCAAAUACCCAACACAACGGCCGUAGGAAUGGGUGGAGUUGCAGCCUCACCAUCGCCAAUGUCAAUGCAGGCUGGUCCGGGAAUGCAGAGCCCAUCUCAUGUGUCCCAGCAGCAGACUGGGCAGCAGCAACAGACCAGCAUGCAGCAGCAACAAGUGACAUCACAGCAACAACAAAGUCAGAAUUCCCUCACAUUACACACUUCCACAAAUUCCACGGCUGCAUCCGGAGGCACAACGAGCAGCACCAUGAUGAACCAGGGCUCAGCACCCGGUCAGGGUCAAUUCAACAUUGUCAGUCUCUGCAAAUUCGGCCAGGAAACCGUGCAGGAUAUCGUGAGUCGCUUCCAGGAAGUCUUUCAGGCACUACGAGUGUCCACUCCGCCCAAUGGAACAACUGCCGGAAGCACAGAGAAGAAGGUUCAAGAGCAAUUUCGCACCAUCCGACUUCUGUUUAAGCGAGUCCGCAUCCUCUAUGACAAGUGCAAUGAUAGCUGCCAACAGGGAAUGGAAUAUACUCAUGUUGAGAGUCUCAUUCCUCUCAAGGAUGAGCACGAUCACAAGCCCCAGGUGACUCAGAGUGAGGAAUAUCAAAAAGCCCUUCAGGACAACCGCGAACUGCUCGAGCAAGUGAUGCUGAAGAAUAAGCAACUCCGUGAAGUUAUUGAUAGGAUUCGCAUCAUAAUCUGGGAAAUCAACACAAUGCUGAGCAUGAGAAAAUCUUAAAGGGGAUCUGGCUCAAGUUGUCACAUCAACAAUCGGUCCGAUUAGUCAAAAAAAAAACGAAGGAUAUGAAUUUGGUGUUCGUCUGCAGAUAAGAAUGUAAGGUCAUGUAAAGAGGUUUCUCAUUCAAGAAUUCAAGUAAAGACGACAGGAAAACUAUA